GUUUUCUAUCAGACUGCCCUCAGAUGUGUGUUAGAAAUGGCUAGCAGCUGUAUUAGCUGUGCAGUACAUGAAGUCUAGAGGGAAAAGCUGCUGUCAACAUCAAUCUGUCAUCGUCGUGUUUAUGAUUCCUGUCAGCUGGGUUUGGACUUCAGGGUGUUUCUGUCUCACGAUGUCAACAGCUGGCUGAAAAGCGAAGUGCGGAUCUGCUGUAUGAUUUGAUAUUGGGGUCAGGUCGUGGUACUGCUGCUUUUCUGUUGAAUUGCAUGGCGAAAGUAAUGUUGAUCUGGGAAAACGGCUCUAUUUGGGAACUCUAAAUGUUCAGUAUAGAUGAAUAAAAUACGCCUGCAGUGAGUUCGGAGACUCUCUUGUCAUCAAGGUUGCCAUGGAGAAGCCAUGGAGGUUAUGGGCGGCACUUGAGGCGUGUUUGCUCACCGUGUGCGCGUGGUCAUGGGGAAUCUGCCGCGUCUCCUUGCUGGCCCUCAUUCUGACCUUCCACCUGUACGGAGGCUUCAUACUGCUGGGACUCAUCCUGGUCUCUGUGGCCGGCAUCCUGUACAAGUUCCAGGACGUGCUGCUCUACUUCCCCGACCAGCCCUCGUCCUCACGUCUUUACGUUCCCAUGCCGACUGGAAUCCCACAUGAGAACGUGUACGUCCGAACCAAAGAUGGCGUGCGGCUCAAUCUCAUCCUGCUCCGUUACACGGGCGAAAACCCUGCCACCGCUCCCACCAUUUUAUAUUUCCACGGCAAUGCGGGGAACAUCGGCCAUCGUGUGCCAAACGCACUGCUCAUGCUGGUGAACCUGAAGGCCAACGUGGUUCUGGUGGACUACAGAGGCUACGGAAAGAGCGAAGGAGAACCUAGUGAAGAGGGACUGUACCAGGAUGCAGAGGCUACCUUGGAUUACAUCAUGACCCGGCCGGACAUCGACAAGACCAAGGUAGUGCUGUUCGGCCGCUCGUUGGGAGGUGCGGUGGCCAUCCGCCUGGCAUCGGGCAACCCGCAUCGAGUGGCUGCCAUCAUGGUGGAGAACACUUUCCUGAGCAUUCCGCACAUGGCGGCCACUCUGUUCUCUUUCUUCCCCAUGCGUUACCUGCCGCUCUGGUGCUACAAGAACAAGUUUCUGUCCUAUAGACAUGUGGCGCUCUGCCGUAUGCCAUCUCUUUUCAUCUCCGGCUUAUCAGACCAACUCAUCCCCCCGGUGAUGAUGAAACAGCUGUACGAGCUGUCUCCGUCUCGGACUAAACGCCUCGGCAUCUUUCCCGAGGGCACGCACAAUGACACCUGGCAGUGCCAGGGUUAUUUUGCUGCCCUAGAGCAGUUUAUGAAGGAGCUACUUAAAAGCCAUGCAAGUGAAGAGACGGCCCAGGGGACGGCCAACGUCACCAUAAUCUAGAACAGUAACGACUGUUGACUGCUCUAUAAAUCUGGACCCUCUCAAAAAGAAUGUACAAUUUAUUCUCUUUUAUAUUAUUUCUCUUCUCCCCAACUUCCUAAGCUCUUUCUUUCCAUUGAUCACACACCAAGAAUUCAUUAUUAGCAAUUUCAUUUAUUCAGUAGAGAAGACUGCAUUUUUUAAGCCUUUAAAAUAUUUUUUGUCAGUUUUUAUAUCAAGUAUAAAUGCAUCUGCCUCAAGAAUUUAGUGCCCUCUUGGUCUUUUUCUUUUCUUUUCUUUUCUUUUCUUUUCUUUUCUUUUCUUUUCUUUUCUUUUCUUUUCUUUUCUUUUCUUUUCUUUUCUUUUCAUUUUUAAGCAAUUUCCACCCUUGAAGGGUUAGUUCACCCAAAAAUGAAAAUUCUGUUUUUAAUUACACACCCUCAUGUUGUUUCAAACCUGUAAGACUUUCGUUAAUCUUCGACACAAAUUAAAUCUGAGUGCUUUCUGUCCUUCCAUUGACACCCAAUGCAACUACCACUUUCAAGCCCCAGAAAGGUAGUAAAGACAUCAUUAAAGUAAUCCAUGUGACUCUAGUGGUUUAACCUCAAUUUUACGAAGCAACGAAUGUUUUGUUUGCGCAAAAAACAUAAUUUACCACUUAAUUUACAAAAUAUUAAUAUCCAACACUCAUUCACGCAACGUCUGCUCUCGCAUCAAAACAACACGCUUGUAUGGUGGUGUUCUCGUGAACGCACAUUGGAGAUUAAUAUUUUGUAAAUAAGUGGUAUAUUGUGUUUAUUCAUACAAACAAAACACUUGCGUCACUUCAUAAAAUUGAGGUUAAACCUCUGCAGUCACAUGGAUUACUUUAAUGUCUUUACUACCUUUCUGGGGCUUGAAAGUGGUAGUUGCAUAGGCUGUCAAUGGAGGGAUUGAAAACUCUCAGAUUUGAUUAAAAAUAAUUUUAUUUGUGUUCCAAAGAUGAACAAAAGUCUUAGGGGUUUGGAACAACGUGAUGGUGAGUAAUUCAUGAAAAAAUAUUUUUGGGGUGAACUAACCCUUUAAAUGUAUGCUAAAAGCCCAAACACCUGCAAUUUGAAAAUAGUUAUGUCUAAUCACAUUGUUCUAAACUACUUUAUUAUCUUAAAUUAUUCAGUCUUGACAUCAGUUUGUAGGCCAACCCUGAAAGCUGAUUUCUUUCUUUACUUUUUUUUAGAAUAGCGGUUUAAAUUUGUGAGUAAAUUAAUGUCCGUGGUUAACAUUACUUGAUGAAGCAUUCACAUUUGUUCUACAAGUUGGUCACAAAUUGCAAAAAAAACACAAAAAAAAACAACUUUUUUCAAGUAAUGUACAAAACAAAAACGGCUUCAAAAAUCAAGUUUGAAGUAUAACUGUAUGUAAUAUGUUAACCAGUUACCUUAUUUUACUCAUGAAUGAUAAACUGCUAUUCCAUAAAGUCCUGGAUUUUAGGACUACUAAACUGAACAACCCUAACAAAUUACUUUUUAUUUAUAUUGUUUAUAUGUAAUAUACUUUUUUGGAACAGAACAGAGUGCUCAUUGAAAUCAUUUUUUGCCUUUUAAAUUCCAGCGAAUACAGUUAAAUGGUCCAGGGGCAACUGAUCCUAGUUCCCUCAUCUUUGUAUAUGGCAUUUCAUGCAUUGAGUCUUCUAUACCGGCCGUAAUGUGUUGGAGCUUUAUUUUAUCACACUGCCUUCUUUUUUACGGGAGGUUAAAAAUCCACUCAGGAAAAUGGCUCAUUGUGGUUUAAUCCCAUGUUUUGGAUUUGCAUAUGGAGCUGUGUGUGAGAAGUAUAGAUUUCUCUACUGAUUUUCAUGUGGGCUGCAGUACACUGUGAGCACUGUAUGAAAAUACCAACACAACAAGCCUAAAGUAUGUUUACUCUCUCUCAGGCUUAGUUAUCUUCUGGAAGUAAGAGUGAAAUCGCACAUAACAGCUGCUUGACAGAGUUCCAAGCACAGUCCAUUUGCACAACGUGUAAAUAAGACGUUUCCCUUCAUUUAAUCAGGUCAAGUCUGCUUAGCAUCAGUUCUCUGCCCAUGACCUGUUUUGUUUGGAUCACGUUGAAAAACCUGUUCAUUGGUGACUGUUGCGCAGUAGUCAAAUCCAUUUUCUUUAACUCUUUCCAGAUCCCUUAAAAAGCAGAAACAUUCACAAAAAUUUAAAGGAUUAAUUCACGCAAAAAAAAAAAAAAAAAAAAAAAAAAAAAGAAAAUGGUCAUCAUUUACUCACCAUAUAUGUCAUUCCAUACCUGUAUGACUUUUUUCUUCAACUUUAAAGAGUGCGUUAGUCGCUCUUUUCAAUGCAGUUACAGGUAGAAGCUUCAACAGGACUCAAUAAAAUUGAGGUAUCCUGACUCCAUAUGACUUGAACAAAAUCUUUUAGAAUUGUAAAUAAAUCUCUCAGAGAGAAAUCGCUCUUUUGCGACACAGAUCAACAAGAUUCUCUCAUGAACUCUCAUGAGUGCGCCAAGAAGAGCUACAGCUGAUGGCUCAGUGAAGAACAAAAUUCAGAGUCCAAAAGAAAGCUUUGGUUCUCAACUAUUGUUAUUGCAUGGAAAAGAGCAACCAUCACAUUCUUCAAAAUGUCUUCAUGUUCCACAGAAGAAAGUUAUAUGAGUUUGGAAGAGUAAAUGAUGGCAGAUAUUUCAAUGAACUAUUUAACAUAUUGAAUCAGGGGUAAAGAUUGAGGUUCGUCUUUUCUGUAGGCUCACGUUGGUGGUUGACUGUCGAGCACCCAAUAAAAGGUGGACUUUGCAAACCUUGCCCAUUAUAUAGUGUUGGAUCAGUGCACAACCUAGUCUGUAAUUAUUGCAUGCUUUAUUCAGCACAUUUUGCACUUUACGCUCACAUCUGUUGUAAUGCGUGAAAACAGCCUGUGAAUGUUAAGAUAACAGAUUUCAAGGCAGAGUGAUCCUAUGUCAGUUUGCAUGCAACUAUUGAUAUCUUCAAACAAGAGGUUAUGUCAGGCUUCCAAAGUCCAUCUUUCGGGAUUCGGCAAAUUCUUUUCGACCCGAGGUUCUCGAGGGUGUUUAAAAGAUCGUAUAGUAGCACAGUUGAGCCUAGAUGUCUUUAGUUAUGUCUAGUGUUGUUAGUUAUGUAGAAACAGGAGAGUUGUACGUGAGUAAGAAGUGGAACCAGCCAAUGCAAGAGGAAAAAGUUCCCAAGACACUGGGAUUUUUGUGGUUUCAAUACAUCAGUACUUUUGUAUAUCAGUUUAUUGACCUUUUGAUUUUAAAAGAAAUAUUUGUAAUGGUCAUUAUUGAUCACAUAGGCCCAAUUCAUAAGAACUGCCUCUAAACCUUAUGAGGAAAUAAUUCAUAUAUAUCAUUUGCGAUGUGUCAUUUAGUUGAACUCAAAGUGACGUGCCAUGAUACCUUAUUGAUUGUCUGUGUGGUUGAGUGUAAACCUUGGAACAAAGAUGCUGAUAUGAUAAAAUAAUGAAAAUACUACUUUAGAGAUUUGACUAAUACUCCAUUGGCAUGUUCUGGCCAUUCUCUGGGGCUAGUUUGUAUGUUGAAAUCUCAUUUCAUUUUGUUCAUAAACUGAAUAUAUGAAAUAAUAUAAAGCGCUGCUCAUGUUUUGUAUUUGCUUUUUACAGUAAAUAGCAGAGCGGAAAGAUUCAGUUGUGAAUGUGCAAGGAGGGUUUUCUUAUUCUUUCAACAUUUGUGUUUUGAGCUAUGGAUUUUCUAUUUGAAUCAUGUGUUCAUGUACAUACAAUUGAAUCACACUUUCUAUUUUCUGUGUGGUGACAUGCAAUAAAGAAAUCAAACCCUUCUGAUAA
This is a messenger RNA of Megalobrama amblycephala (Wuchang bream), 5178 nucleotides long. RefSeq names its product abhydrolase domain containing 13 (gene abhd13). The transcript is spliced from 2 exons. Lineage: Eukaryota; Metazoa; Chordata; Actinopteri; Cypriniformes; Xenocyprididae. Bases 383 to 1396 code for a protein of 337 amino acids. Gene Ontology annotation, molecular function: palmitoyl-(protein) hydrolase activity. The record is from RefSeq and is a predicted model, not a curated record. Gene Ontology annotation, cellular component: membrane.